Messenger RNA from Nerophis lumbriciformis (worm pipefish), 1881 nucleotides. The record is from RefSeq and is a predicted model, not a curated record. NCBI's taxonomy places the organism in Eukaryota, Metazoa, Chordata, Actinopteri, Syngnathiformes, Syngnathidae.
AGUCUCAACGUCUCUGAAGUGGCUGCCUCACCGUGUCGGACCGGAGGCCACCCGGUCUCCGAUCUGGUCGGAGGAGACUCGACGCGCUCCAUCGGGGCAAGGCUGUGCGCCUCCCGGAUCAGACCGGAGCCGCCGCGCGCUCUCGAGAUGGACGUGAUGGAAAGAGAAGUCAUGGACAAGCUGGACGACAUGACGUCCGUGUACGACUUCGACCCCAUCACCGGCAACAUCCCCGCCACCAAGGUGGAAGUCACCGUCUCCUGCAGAAAUCUUCUGGAUAAAGACACAUUCUCCAAGUCCGAUCCAUUGUGCGUCCUCUACACACAAGGUGUGGAAACCAAACAGUGGAGAGAGUUUGGCAGAACCGAAGUGAUAGACAACACCCUGAACCCCGACUUUGUUCGAAAGUACAUCUUGGACUACUUUUUUGAAGAAAAGCAGAGUCUUCGCUUUGACUUGUAUGAUGUUGACUCCAAAAGUCCAGACUUGUCCAAACAUCCCGCAGAACAAAACGACUUUUUGGGUCAAAUGUUCUGUACUCUCGGGGAGAUUGUCGGAUCACCAGCCAGUCGACUGGAAAAACCUCUCGGGGGGAUACAAGGGAAGAAAUGCGGUACGAUCAUCCUGUCUGCAGAGGAGCUGAGCAAUUGCAGAGACAGCGCUACUAUGCAGUUCUGCGCCAACAAGCUGGACAAGAAGGAUUUCUUUGGGAAAUCAGACCCAUUCAUGGUUUUCUAUCGAAGCAAUGAAGAUGGAACGUUUACGAUCUGCCAUAAAACAGAGGUGGUGAAGAACACAUUAAACCCAGUGUGGCAGCCAUUUACCAUUCCUGUCCGGGCACUUUGCAAUGGCGACUACGACAGAACAAUCAAAGUAGAAGUGUAUGAUUGGGACAGAGACGGUGGCCAUGACUUCAUUGGGGACUUCACCACCAGCUACCGAGAGUUAGCCCGAGGGCAGAGCCAGUUCAAUGUGUAUGAAGUUAUAAACACCAAGAAGAAAAUGAAGAAAAAGAAAUAUGUCAACUCCGGAACUGUGACUCUCCUCUCGUUCUCUGUGGAGUCUGAGUUUACCUUUUUGGAUUACAUCAAAGGAGGGACGCAGAUCAAUUUCACGGUGGCUAUCGAUUUCACAGCCUCUAACGGUAACCCCUCUCAGUCCACGUCACUGCACUACAUGAACCCAUACCAGCUCAACGCUUAUGCCAUGGCACUGAAGGCUGUCGGGGAGAUUAUUCAGGACUAUGACAGUGAUAAAAUGUUUCCCGCUCUUGGUUUUGGAGCCAAACUGCCCCCCGAUGGACGGGUUUCGCACGAAUUUCCACUGAAUGGAAACAUCGAGAAUCCUUACUGCAACGGAAUAGAGGGAAUCUUAGAAGCCUACCACCAGAGUCUGAAGACAGUGCAACUGUAUGGGCCGACCAAUUUUGCACCAGUGGUGAACCAUGUAGCAAGGUAUGCGGCGUCAGUGCAGGACGGCUCCCAGUACUUUGUGCUCCUCAUCAUCACAGACGGAGUCAUAUCUGACAUGUCUCAGACCAAAGAGGCCAUUGUAAAUGGCGCGAAGCUUCCAAUGUCCAUCAUCAUUGUCGGCGUGGGUCAAGCUGAAUUUGACGCGAUGGUGGAAUUGGACGGUGAUGACAUUCGAGUCUCUUCCCGGGGGAAACUCGCAGAGAGAGACAUUGUCCAGUUUGUUCCCUUCAGAGAUUAUAUGGACCGUACAGGUAACCACGUGUUAAGCAUGGCCCGGCUGGCCAAAGACGUGCUGGCAGAGAUCCCCGACCAGUUCAUUUCCUACAUGAAGAGUCGAGGGAUUAAACCUAACCCGGCCCCGCCACCUUACACGCCAGCCGGACUCACGCACCAUCACACGCACAUCUGA